UGGUGUAGAGAAGGAGGAUCCUGGCAUUUGGAGGGGCUGAAGUGAUGGAGUGGGUGGAGAGACAGACGGAGGGAAACCCUUGGGCAGCAUCUUCCACUCCAUUGCCACCCUCUCACACUGCUUAACUGGAGCAAGAUCUGUUCUUCCUUCACUCAGUGAUGAGACAGUUUGGCUAUGAUGUCAGGGGGUGUGUGCGUGUCAGCGAUGGACCUGAAGGAGGGCUGUGGAAGCGAGGCCAGCCGUGAGACCGAGAGCGGAGGCAUGGGGAGCCUGGGAGGCCCCACGUCUUGGCAGUCCUUCGCCCAUCGCAGCACCCUGCACGGUUUACGCUUCAUCUUCCCCUACUCUUCCUCCUCCUCUCACCGCUCCACUUCACGCCGUCUGCUCUGGAGCGCGGCCUUGCUGGCCAGCCUGGUUCUGCUCGUCCUGGAGAGCACAGAGAGGCUGGCUUACUUCCUCUCGUACCCCCACGUCACGAGUGUGGAUGCUGUGGUUUCUGGCAGCCUAGUGUUUCCCGCCGUCACCGUCUGCAAUCUGAACGCCUACCGUUUCACACGUCUCACGCAGAACGACCUCUACCACGCUGGGGAACUGUUGGCCCUGCUGGACGUGCAUCUGCAGAUCCCUGAGCCGCACCUGGCCGAGCCCCACGUGCUGGCCUUUCUCACAGAUAAAUCCAACUUCACUAACUACCGGCCCAAGCCCUUCAGCAUGCGGGAGUUCACUGAACGAGUGGGCCACGACCUGAAGGAGAUGAUGCUCUACUGCCGUUUCCAGGGCCAGGAGUGCAACCACCAAGACUUCAAAACG
Molecule: messenger RNA, 810 nt
Organism: Puntigrus tetrazona (Sumatra barb)
Lineage: Eukaryota; Metazoa; Chordata; Actinopteri; Cypriniformes; Cyprinidae
Product: acid-sensing ion channel 2-like
Exons: 3
Biological process (GO): sodium ion transmembrane transport
Cellular component (GO): membrane
Molecular function (GO): ligand-gated sodium channel activity
Source: RefSeq, a predicted model, not a curated record